GGGAGACCAGGCUCGGCGCGCGCUCCGCGGCGCACACGCUCCAGCCGGUGCGGUUCUGGGCGCGGAUUCGCGGGCUGCGCGCCCUCUUGCACCUUCGGUCCCGGCGCCCAAGCCGCCCGGUCCGGCCCCGCAGCCAGCAGCUCCUGCGUCAGCACCAGGUGUAUCUCCCUGCAUUGUGAUCUGUCUAGGAGACUGUACAGAGAACCGAGGGUCCCUGUCCAUAUUUGCAGCGUGUGGACAGCGGUGGCGACUGACUCUCCAAGGCUGGGAGCUACAGCCAAGAUAGUGGCUGGGAAGCACCAUGGCCAGAGUCCUGCAGCUCUCCCUGACUGCCCUCCUCCUGCUGCUGCCCGUGGCUCUUGCUAUGCACUCUGACUGCAUCUUCAAGAAGGAGCAAGCCAUGUGCCUGGAGAAGAUCCAGAAGGCCAACGACCUGAUGGGCCUAAAUGAGUCUUCCCCAGGUUGCCCUGGCAUGUGGGACAAUAUCACAUGUUGGAAGCCUGCUCAAAUAGGUGAGACAGUCCUUGUGAGCUGCCCUGAGGUCUUCCGGAUCUUCAACCCGGACCAAGUAUGGAUGACAGAAACCAUAGGGGAUUCUGGGUUUGCCGAUAGUAAUUCCUUGGAAAUCACUGACAUGGGGGUCGUGGGCCGGAACUGCACAGAGGAUGGCUGGUCAGAGCCUUUCCCCCAUUACUUCGAUGCUUGUGGGUUUGAUGACUAUGAGCCUGAGUCUGGGGAUCAGGAUUAUUACUACCUGUCGGUGAAGGCCCUCUACACAGUCGGCUACAGCACUUCCCUCGUCACCCUCACCACUGCCAUGGUCAUCUUGUGCCGCUUCCGGAAGCUGCACUGCACCCGCAACUUCAUCCACAUGAACCUGUUCGUGUCUUUCAUGCUGAGGGCUAUCUCUGUCUUCAUCAAAGACUGGAUCUUAUAUGCCGAGCAGGACAGCAGUCACUGCUUCGUCUCUACUGUGGAAUGUAAAGCUGUCAUGGUUUUCUUCCACUACUGCGUGGUAUCCAACUACUUCUGGCUGUUCAUUGAAGGCCUGUACCUCUUCACACUGCUGGUGGAGACCUUCUUCCCCGAGAGGAGAUAUUUCUACUGGUACACCAUCAUCGGCUGGGGAACGCCUACAGUGUGUGUGACUGUGUGGGCUGUGUUGAGACUCUACUUCGAUGACGCAGGAUGCUGGGAUAUGAAUGACAGCACAGCUUUGUGGUGGGUGAUCAAAGGCCCUGUGGUUGGCUCUAUAAUGGUUAACUUCGUGCUUUUCAUUGGCAUCAUCAUCAUCCUGGUGCAGAAGCUGCAGUCUCCAGACAUGGGAGGCAAUGAGUCUAGCAUCUACUUCAGCUGCGUGCAGAAAUGCUACUGCAAGCCACAGCGGGCUCAGCAGCACUCUUGCAAGAUGUCAGAACUAUCCACCAUUACUCUACGGCUGGCCCGCUCCACUCUGCUGCUCAUCCCACUGUUUGGAAUCCACUACACAGUAUUUGCCUUUUCUCCAGAGAAUGUCAGCAAGAGGGAAAGACUUGUGUUUGAGCUUGGGCUGGGCUCUUUCCAGGGCUUUGUGGUGGCUGUACUCUACUGCUUCCUGAAUGGGGAGGUACAGGCAGAGGUGAAAAGGAAAUGGCGGAGCUGGAAGGUGAACCGUUACUUCACUAUGGACUUCAAGCACCGGCAUCCAUCCCUGGCCAGCAGUGGUGUGAAUGGGGGGACCCAGCUGUCCAUCCUGAGCAAGAGCAGCUCCCAGCUCCGCAUGUCCAGCCUCCCGGCCGACAACUUGGCCACCUGAGCCCUAUCUCCCUCCUUCUCCUGCACAGGCUGGGGCCGCGGGCCGGUGCCUGCGCAUGUUUGUGCCUCUCCCCUCUCCUUGGGCAGGCCCUGGGUAGGAAGCUGGGCUCCUCCAAGGGGGAAGAGAGAGAUAGGGUAUAGGCUGAUAUUGCUCCUCCUGUUUGGGUCCUGCCUACUGUGGUCCACUGAGCCCAAUUUGACAUGUAAAUACACCUCAGAUUUGGAAAGUUGCCCCAUCUCUCCUCCAAACCCGCACCCCUGCUCACCUAGCUCUACCCACUGUGUCAAGGCCAGCCUCAGUGAUGGCCUGAUCCCAGGUACAAGGCCUUGUGAGCUGAGGCUGAAACAUGCCUGCUUUGGAGAGGCUGGGGUAGUGCUUACCCCAGCAGCCUUUCACUGAAUUGACUUUGGAUGUAGGCCCUUCUCAGCCUGUACCAAGUCCUGCAAUUGGCCAGGGAUGUAGCUCAGUGUCCUGAGCACUCUUUGGAGUAGACCAGCCUGAGGCUCCUUUUGCUUACCUGGAAUUUAGGUUGUCCAGGUGUCAGCUCCUGUGUGCCUGGGGGAUGGGAGGGCUCCAGGGCUCUUUUAAUCAAAGACUUAAGUUGGAGUGUAUGUGUGUGUGUGUGUGUGUGUGUGUGUGUGAGGGAGGGGGUGAGGGUCAGGGAAAGUUCUGGUGCUUUUCAUUUGAUCUAAGAGCUGAGAGCCAGAAAUGCAGAUUCAACUGGGAAGGAGAUGGGAUAGCUGAAGAUCCUACCACGUCCACAACUGUGCUCCUGACUCAAGACUGGAUCAUGUGGAGGCUUUAUUUCUACCCUUUUGGCCCACAGUGGAUGGUCUGAAGAAGCUGCUCUCCAGCCACAUCAAGCGCAGAGAACCCCACCCUCUCUCUUCUCCAUUUUCCCAGAAGUCAAAGCCAUGUCUAGAAUGAACCAGCCACCUUGCAGUGAAAUCAAUGAGUUCUGAAGCAACUUUCAAUUUCUGUGAGCCAAGUCUGGGUCCAGGGCUACCCACAGCCCCACCUCUACUGAUGACAAGGAACCCUACAUGCCAUCCCCAGCCUGGACUCAGUUACUAAACUCAGAUAUCUUCAAGACUUACUUCCUCUGUGUGCCCUUGACAUUUGGAUCACUUGUGGGCCUCUGAGAGUGUUUGGAGGGAACACUGUGUCUGUCAUGUGCAGGAACAGGAGAUGCUGAUGGGAGGAGUGGGGGUUCUCUAGUGCCCAUCUUGCCUCUCUGGCUGACUGUUUGCACAGCCAUAACCUAAGACUUUAAAAUAAGGCCACAUCCAGUUUUGGAAAGGUAGAGGAAAAAAACAAAACAAAACAGUAAUGCCAUGGGGCCAUGGGGCCCUGAUCAUUCCAUGUUGAUGCUUGUUCUUGUUCUGGCCUCUGUGGACUUGUUCAUGGUCGUGCUCUGGAAUGCAUGGGGAGUGUGGGAUGCUGUCUUCUUGCUUGCUGUUGUAUUAUGCAGAAGGGGUUCUACGAGAUUUAUGACAGUGUUGAUGGGGGAGCCGUUAGAAAGACCGGAGACUGUUGUAGUUGAUAUGAGUUAGAGAUGAAGUCUGUGUUUUUGGCUGGUGAAGUAAGUUCUUGGGUCUUCAGCAAAGCCAGAAGGAGUAUGCACCUCCAUGUUCUUUUCCAGAAACAUUUAGUGGCUUGGACCACUGAGUAUACAUUGACCCUUUCCUCCUGCAUCUUAUCUCUUACCACCAUCCCCUCCCCUGUUCCCAGAACCAUGUUAUCAGCCAAACAAGAAAAUCAGUUGAUCACCUUGCACUUUGGACAGUUAUAGGGAGCCUGAGCCAUUUAGAAGAGCCUUGGUCCAGUAUUCCAGCUGGGCUCAUGACUGUGAACACAAUGUGCCGUGUGCCAGGCCACAGCUACCUUGUUUAUGAAAUGAGGUUGUUUCUAGUGCUUCUCUGGAUUCUGUAUUAGUCAAAAACUAAGGCAGGCAAACAGAGAUGUAUCCUUGUGUAUAUCAUCUAAGGUGUGUAUGUGGGGGGGUAUGACAUGCUGUUUAGUUUCCCAUUUGGAUACCACAGUACAAGAUGGUAGAGCACUGGCUAUGGUCAUUUGAAUGGGACCUCAGGCAUUUUGUGCAGAGCUAGCCUUCUAUUCCUGGCAGGGACAGGUUGCCUGUGGCACACUCCAUCCAAGGUGCAGCCCUUGGGCUACAAACCCCAUUCACUUGUCAUCACCCCCACCAGUGGGUCUGCUUCACUGUGGAAGAAGAAACUGUGACUUUCUAGUUGCAAAACAACAAAAAACCAGAUCAACCCUGAGCCCCCACUGCUUCCUGAGCCCCUGCUGCUGCUUCCUGAGCCCUGGGCCUGGGCCCUAGUUCAAGUUCCAGGUUCCUGUUGCUUUGUUUUCCUGUCUGAAAGAAUUUUUUUUUUGCUAGUCUUGUGAGAAGAUGGGCCUGAAGGAUUGUGCAUGUUCCCAGGUGGGUCUGACUUUUAGGCCACCGUCAGUGAAGAGAUAGCAUGAGGCUGGGUAAAGCCCUUCCCCUUUGACUCUCUUACAUAUAUAGUGCAAGCAAUAAGACUUACUGAUUUGUGUGUAGGCCAGUGUACCACUGGGGUUCUGUCUAAAACCAACCAUCUUCUUUUGGAAUAGGCCCAGGCAAGAGUUGUAGUAGUGUAGCCUGGACCCAGAAAAGGGAAAGCUAUUAAGAAAUCCUGUCUGGCAGGUAAAAAGAGCUUCUUGAACUUGGAAACCUCAAGACAGGAGCGUAGCAGUUCCAUGGGGCACCCAGCCUGUGAAGGAUCAUUUCUGGGAAGUAGGGUGUUGUUCUAGGAAACCCUAAAGGCCAAAUCUCAUCUCAUGAACAACCCAGCUUAGGGGAUGAGGACAUCCCUGUCUUGUCCUUGUCUCCUGUCAUGACUGUCCAGCUAUAGGGUAAGCAGCAGAUUUCAGGAGAGGGGAUAGUCUUUAGAACAUGGGAUUAUGUAAGAGGAAUGCUGAGGCUGCCAGAAAGACAGAUUUGUGGGUGAGUCUUGGGAUCCACCAUACUUUGGUCCUGACUACACUCUCAGUGGACAGUGAUGAGGUUGUCCUUGACAUGAUCAGCAGCCCUUGGUGGGUCCUUUCCUAACCCUUCUCUUCCUCAGACUGACGUCUCUGGGGAGUUGGAAUGGAGCUUGGUCAGCAUACUGGUGCUUGGUCGCCCAGCACCAGGGGCUCUGCUAUUUGGUCUGUACCCCCUCUUCCUUGGAGGGAAAGCUGUGAGAGACUCCCUUUUGGAUUCCUUGAAUACCCUUUACCCCAUACAAAGAGAAGGCAGUGAGUAUCAUGUCAAAUUCCACUUGAGCCUAGGGAGCUGGAAACCAGCUCAUGAGGCAACAGGUAUGCCUAGCAUGUUUUUGAAUGAGAAUGUGGCCCUACCAGUAUUGCCUAGCCUUGCGUGAGCCAGAUGUAACACUUCAAGCAAGCAGACAUUGAAUGCAGUGUAUCUUUUGAAGGAGUGGAAGAAAGACUAGUUGUUCAUGCUACAGUGCAGGAGAAGCAAUGGAGUUGGUAUAAAGAUAGAAGGAACUUGGCUCUCUCCAUCUGUUCUGGGACUCCAUACCUCCUCAUCCUCAACCCCUAAUCUGCAAUGAGGUAGCCAUGGUUGCAUCAUCAUCUAUCCCCUAGCUAGGAAUGGAAACGAAAUGCUCCCUGUGACUUUAUAAACUCUGAAAACAACACAGCUGUGUGCUCAUUCUUAGGGUGUAGACUCUGAAAGGUAUCCUUCUUGCAGCUUAUCUUCUGCUUUGAGCACUCUUAAGUUAACCUUUAUCCUGUUUGUAAAACCACCAGCACUGAGGGUGAGGAUGAAACCACAGGGCUCUGGUGGUCACUGAAUUCCAGCUUUAUCUUCAUCACUUUAUUCAGUUUGCUUUGAAGGUCAGGAUGGCGAGAACUCUGAGUGCUGUGAGCAUCUCUGUGCCAUCUCUCCUGGCAUCCUUUAAGGGUAUGGGACAUUCCUCAAGAAUUGGCCAAAUGCCCAUUCUUCUUCCUCUCCCUGAACUCCAGAUCCUGUGGUGUCUGUACUAAGCCACGUGUGUCUCGUCUGCUGUCUGUCUUCUGAGGCUUAGCGUCUGUCAGGGUGUUUCAGCCCUUGGUACUUCAGACGUGGCUCCAGGCCCACUCAUGGGAGCUGGACCAGUCUGAGUUUAAUUUCCCACAAUAAAGAUAAAUCCCACGGACCUCACUGCUACCGCUGCCUCCAUCAAUGCUGUGCUCUCACCUUGUCUGGGAUUUUAAGGAUGUCAAACUGCUGUAGAUGACUCAAUAAAUGUCUUAUCAUUUUU
Molecule: messenger RNA, 6087 nt
Organism: Meriones unguiculatus (Mongolian gerbil)
Lineage: Eukaryota; Metazoa; Chordata; Mammalia; Rodentia; Muridae
Gene: Adcyap1r1
Product: ADCYAP receptor type I
Exons: 18
Coding region: 302-1795 (497 amino acids)
Biological process (GO): cell surface receptor signaling pathway; adenylate cyclase-modulating G protein-coupled receptor signaling pathway
Cellular component (GO): plasma membrane; neuron projection
Molecular function (GO): G protein-coupled peptide receptor activity; peptide hormone binding; vasoactive intestinal polypeptide receptor activity
Source: RefSeq, a predicted model, not a curated record